GGUAAAUAUCACAUCCAGUAAAAUAUGUACGAAAAAGCAUUUUAAGCGGUGAAAAUCAUGGUUUUACAGUAGGUUUCUAUAGAUUGCGCGCGGCAACCCAAACUUUUGCGUUUCCCAAACUUUUGCGUGAUAAUUUUAACGCGAUAAAUUUUUCGGGAAUUUGAGCUCCGCGGGAAUCCAAUAUGGCGGCAUUCAGCAUCAGCAUUAACAUUACAAAGAAAUUGUUUACCUUUUUUCUUCCAAGAAAUGCACAAAUGACAACUAUUCUAGAGGGUUAAAGACAUUUUGAGAAUGAAGCAGUUACACAGAAAUUUAGAAAAAGAUAGUUCGGGGGUGAUCGGACUUAUUCCAGAUGAACCAGAAGAUAUGUGGCACGCUUACAAUCUUAUUGCUGUUGGGGAUAGAUUAAGAGCUACCACAAUUAGGCGGGUUCAGAGUGAGUCUUCAACCGGCUCAGUAAGCAGUAAUAAAGUUCGGACAAUGUUGACCAUCCAGGUGGAAGGUGUGGAAUAUGAUACACAGGCAUGUGUUCUGAGAAUCAAGGGAAGAAAUGUCCAGGAAAACCAAUAUGUUAAAAUGGGAGCUUAUCACACCAUAGACUUGGAACUCAAUCGAAAAUUUACGCUUUCAAAAGACCACUGGGAUUUUGUAGCUCUGGAAAGAAUAGAUUUAGCAUGUGAUCCAACACAGCAUGCUGAUUUGGGAGCAGUUAUUAUGCAUGAAGGUCUUUGUCAUGUGUGUCUAAUCACAGCCAGUAUGACAUUAGUUCGUGCUAAGAUCGACAUGAACGUCCCCAGGAAACGAAAAGGUUAUUGUGGGCAACAUGAUAAGGGGAUAAUGAAGUUUUAUGAUGCAAUUAUUCAGGCAAUUGUUAGACAUAUCAACUUUGACAUUGUCAAAUGUGUUCUCCUGGGAAGCCCUGGUUUUGUCAAGGAUCAGUUCUCAGAAUACAUGUUCAACCAAGCAACCAAAAAUGAUUUAAAAGUUCUCUUGGACAAUAAGUCGAAAUUUUUAUUGGUGCAUUCAUCCUCUGGCCAUAAACAUGCUCUUAAAGAGAUUCUCUCAGAUCCUGCAAUUGGUGGUAGAAUUUCAGACACCAAGGCCAGUGAGGAAGUAAAAGCGUUGGAUAAUUUUUAUCAAGUUCUUCAAAAUGACCCUGAUCGGGCGUACUAUGGUGUGAAACACGUUGAGAGUGCGAAUGAAGUGUUGGCCAUAGAGACAUUGCUUGUGUCAGAUGAAUUAUUCAGAGCUAACGAUGUAGCGGUGAGAAAACAAUACGUGAAUUUGGUUGAAAGUGUGAAAGAAAAUGGCGGAGAUGUAAAAAUAUUCUCAAGUCUUCACGUGUCAGGAGAGCAAUUGGGUCAGUUGUCGGGUGUGGCAGCCAUAUUAAGAUUUCCUGUUCCAGACAUAGUGGAUGACGAUGAAAGUGACUCAGACUAAACUAAUAAUAAUGCCGGUAAUGUAUGUAAAAAAAAUCAUUAUAUAAAUUUAUGAAGUGAAAAUAUAUAUAAUAUACAUCAGAAAUGUAUUUUGAGAGGAAAGCUGGUUUU
Molecule: messenger RNA, 1550 nt
Organism: Dendronephthya gigantea
Lineage: Eukaryota; Metazoa; Cnidaria; Anthozoa; Malacalcyonacea; Nephtheidae
Product: protein pelota homolog
Exons: 15
Coding region: 292-1440 (382 amino acids)
Biological process (GO): ribosome disassembly; nuclear-transcribed mRNA catabolic process, no-go decay; nuclear-transcribed mRNA catabolic process, non-stop decay
Cellular component (GO): cytoplasm
Source: RefSeq, a predicted model, not a curated record